Molecule: messenger RNA, 3557 nt
Organism: Malania oleifera
Lineage: Eukaryota; Viridiplantae; Streptophyta; Magnoliopsida; Santalales; Ximeniaceae
Product: extra-large guanine nucleotide-binding protein 3-like
Exons: 8
Coding region: 341-2929 (862 amino acids)
Biological process (GO): adenylate cyclase-modulating G protein-coupled receptor signaling pathway
Cellular component (GO): heterotrimeric G-protein complex
Molecular function (GO): GTPase activity; G protein-coupled receptor binding; guanyl nucleotide binding
Source: RefSeq, a predicted model, not a curated record
AUUUCUCUCAAACAAGUUCAGAGUCUCCUUUUAAUUAAACCGAGCUCAAUGCGUUCUUCCUUCUAAAAAUUCACUGUUUGCGUUAACUACCCGGAGCAGAGAACGUGCCUGUCACUGUCAUAUGAACAAAACCGUGUAUUCUGCCGUCUCCGGUUACCACUCCAUCUCCGUUUAAAUUUCUCUCCAGACUCUCCAUCUGCCGUUUGCCGACCUCGAUUGUCAGAAACCUUACCUUCGCAUUUCUUCCCCAAGAAAAUUUCCAUUUCAGUUCAUCUCUGUUCUUCACUUUCAGUUUCUCGAGAAACAAACAGAGGACUGGCAUUUUGUUUUCGCGGGAGAAAUGGAGUCAAAAGCAGAAGAAGAGAAGAGCUGGGAAGAAGUUAUCCGCAAGAUGCUCCCCGCCGGCGCUCCAUUACCAGAUGAAGAACAACUCGACUUCUCAAUCGCUGUAGAGUAUGAGGGCCCUCCAGUCCCCUUCGACGUCCCCAAGAUCGAUCCCCUCGAUCUUGACUCGCUCUCUGGCCGAACCCCUUCCCUCGUCUCUGCCUCGGAACCUGAUUCGGUGAUCCCCGUCGCUGUGCCGGUCGCUCCAAAGAUCUCCAGGUUUGGUUGGGUCCAGAAUUGUGGGUCUGGGAGAAACUUGCCGGGGCUAGUUAAGGGCCGCCCAUCGCCAACAUCUCAGUUUGAAUCACGAUAUGGCAAUGACGAAAACUUGGACUGUAGGAAUGAAAUAGGGGAUGAAGUACUGAACUAUGGGCAGUUGAUUCAUGAUCCAAACUCGGUUUCGAAGGGAAAACCUGCUGAAGGACAACGUGCGGCAGUUGCGACACUCGAUUACGAGGGUGAGUCUGAGAAUGAUAAGGAUGGGUCAUGUUUGCCAUCCAAUGUUGCGGAUGUGGUGGCAUUGCCGGUAGGCCCUUUGAUUCGAGAGAGAGGAGCAAGAAAGAGACGAGUCUGUGGUAGGUGCGGAAAAGGGAUCAUAUUGAAGGAGAGGGAAGCGUGUCUUGUGUGUGAUGCAAGGUAUUGUAGUAACUGCGUGCUUAAGGCAAUGGGGUCAAUGCCUGAAGGUCGCAAGUGCGUGAGCUGCAUUGGGCAGCCAAUAGAUGAGUCAAAGCGGUCACGCUUGGGGAAGUGUUCGAGGAUGUUGUCUAGGGUGUGUAGUCCUUUGGAGGUUGAUCUGAUAAUGAAGGCGGAGAAGGAGUGUAUGGCGAAUCAGGUUCCACCGGAGCAGCUUGUUGUUAAUGGGAGGCAACUGCAGCAGGAGGAAUUGGCCGAAAUUUUAGGCUGUUCAAUCCCCCCUCAAAAAUUGAAGCCUGGGAAGUACUGGUAUGACAAGGAUUCUGGACUUUGGGGAAAGGAGGGUGAGAAACCGGGUAUGAUCAUAAGUUCGAAAUUGAAUGUUGGGGGUAAGCUUCGAUUUGAUGCGAGUAAUGGGAAUACAAGAGUUUAUAUAAAUGGUCGCGAGAUCACAAAGAUAGAGCUUAGAGUAUUGAAGCUGGCAAAGGUACAGUGUCCCCAAGAGACACAUUUCUGGGUGUACGAUGAUGGAUCUUAUGUGGAAGAAGGUCAAAACAACAUAAAAGGGAACAUAUGGGGAAAGGCGUCAACUCGUUUCAUUUGUUCAUUAUUUUCAUUGCCCAUACCUCCUGUCAAUCCUCAUGGGCGUAAAGAAGAAUCAAUUACUUUUUCAGGUAGGCAUGUACCUGAAUAUUUGGAGCAGGGAAGAGUCCAGAAACUUUUGUUGCUGGGGCUGGAAGGAUCUGGAACCAGCACUAUCUUUAAGCAGGCUAAGUUCUUAUAUGGAGACAAAUUCACUCCAGAAGAGCUUCAAAAUAUCAAGCUUGUGAUUCAGAGUAACUUGUACAAGUAUCUCAGUGUAUUAUUGGAAGGGAGAGAGCAUUUUGAAGAGGAGGCUUUGAAGGAGAAAAGAAUUGUUGUUUCUGGUGGUGAAGAUUCUUGCCCAGGUGAAACAGGAGCAGAUGAAAUUAAGCAGUGCAUCUAUUCAAUCAACCAAAGGCUCAAGCAUUUUUGUGACUGGUUACUGGAAAUAAUGGCAAUGGGGGACUUGGAUGCUUUCUUUCCAGCUGCAACACGUGAGUAUGCUCCUGUUGUAGAAGAGGUUUGGAAGGAUCCUGCCAUUCAAGAAACUUACAAGAGGAAGGAGGAAUUGCGUUUCCUCCCUGAUGUUGCUAAAUAUUUCUUAGAUCGGGCUAUUGAGGUAUCGGGUAAUGAGUAUGAACUUUCAGAGACGGACAUUUUAUUUGCUGAAGGGAUUACUCAGGGCAAUGGUCUUACCUUCAUGGAAUUCUCAUUUGAUAAUCAGAGUACUAUGUGUGAGACGUACGAUGAAAACAUUGUUUGCCCACCUCCCUUGACCAAAUACCAGCUGAUUCGCAUAAAUUCCAAGGGACUUCAUAAUGGCUGCAAAUGGCUGGAAAUGUUUGAAGAUGUGAGCGUGGUUAUCUUCUGUGUUGCUUUGAGUGACUAUGACGAGAUGUGUGUCAAUGGUACAGAUCCUCUUUGUAAUAAAAUGCUUGCUAGCAGAGGCUUGUUUGAGAGUGUGGUGAGGCACCCUUGCUUUAGGGACACCCCUUUUGUGCUCCUCCUCAACAAAUAUGAUGCCUUUGAAGACAAGAUCAAUCAGGUACCUUUGACAGUUUGUGAGUGGUUCAGAGACUUCAGUCCCGUGAAAUCACAUCACAACAAUCCCUCACUGGCACACCAAGCAUAUUAUUAUGUGGCAGUAAAAUUCAAGGAGCUAUAUGCUUCCAUAAGCAAUCAGAAGUUGUUUGUGUGGCAGACCAGAGGUCGUACCCGUGCCUCAGUUGAUGAGGCUUUCAAGUAUGUGAGGGAGGUUCUCAAAUGGGAUGAAGUGAAGGAUGAAAGUAUGUAUGACAUGAUUUGGGAUGAUUCAUUUUACAGUACAUAAAUGAGGGAGGGAUGAGUCUUCGUCCUCAUAGCAGCUGUGAUCUAUUAAAUGCAAGUGAAAUUGAAUGUCUGGCUGGCCUCAGGACUCUUGUACAGCUCAAAAGAUCCCCGGGGCUUGAGUGGCAUGUUGCAUGUUGAGCUGCUGUGCUAGCAAGGGUUCCCAGACUGGAUCAGGAGCUCUCGUAGUGAGCAAUUUGUAAACAAACUCAUCUUGAGUAAAGAUUUUGUUUUGGGGCUGAUUCUUUAUCCUUUACAUUGGGAGGGCACAUGCCAAAAAAUCAAAUAAAGACUUCAUUUGUAUAUUAGAACUUGACAGCGGGGAGUAUUAGAACUUUCAAGGGUGGCGCUGGGCGGCGCUGGCUUUGUAAAGAAUGCUUAUGCCUCAACCAUGGAGAUCAAGACCACAGUUAUGGGAUCAUUUAUAGAUGACAACUUCGUUGCCAAGGAAUUGUAUUAAUAAGACUUAUUUUGUUAAAACACCAAGCUGGUUUGAGCUAGGUAAUAAUUUCAUGGUGCCACUCUAGGCAAGAUUAAUUGUUAUCUUAUCCUCACAUGGAACCUGUCUCUUUAAAUUCGUAACUUCGUUACUGAUCUGGUGCUAAUUUCGCAUAAAAAUUAUUGUUGUCUAC